Molecule: messenger RNA, 1776 nt
Organism: Bipolaris maydis ATCC 48331
Lineage: Eukaryota; Fungi; Ascomycota; Dothideomycetes; Pleosporales; Pleosporaceae
Source: RefSeq, a predicted model, not a curated record
AUGUCCCUGCCGGCUUCACCCCAGCACCUCCAUGACGCGCCCUCCCCUCUGACUGCCAACAACCCUGUAGCCGCACGGAGAAGCUUCACCCUUCCCAUGCGCGCCGUACCAAGGACAGCAUCGGUGCCUGCAUCUACAAACAGCGUCGAUGGCAUCGAGACUCUCUUUGUUUGUUCCGACUCUAGGAUCUUCUCCUUUACCACAGCCACCUCGGCCCGGCGCCCCUCACCAGAACGUCAGGGUGACGCAUGGCAGCCGAUACCGUGGAAGACGCCCACCGAGCGUGUCCUACGCAUCUACCGUGUGACCGCGUCCAAUGUCUCCUUCCUCAACAGCGGCAACCUGCUCCAUACCAUCUUCCCGCGUUCGCAAUGCUGGUGCGUCGACAACCAGUCCGUCUUCGUGUUGCGUGUCCGGCAAGACUCGUAUUAUCGUAUCGAACUCCCCUAUGAGACUGAGGAGGACAAGGCCAAAAUCACCCACUUUCAGUCGGUCCUCGCCCAAGUGAUGCAGUAUGAGCGGACGCAAUGCCCCUUCCGACGAGGCGCUGGGGUCGAAGAGCUGCAGCGGCCAAAGAGUCCGCCGCGCAAAAUCAUCAAGAGAAAGCCUUCAGGACAGGCGAAGAAGUGGAUUCUGGACAAGACCUGGGUGCCGGAACAAUACGGGUCACGGCCUUCUACUGCCGGGACUGAACGCUCAGAGGCCAGCGCUGCUUCGUCCAACGACGAGGAUGAUCGACGGAGCAUCUGCACAGAUAAUAGUGAGGCGGUACCCGAAGCACCAGAGAUUCCCUUUGUGAGAAUACUGCCAGAGUCCCCCGCCUUGUUGCCGUCGUCCAAGCCGUGCCCACGCCGUCUCUCUGUGGCAGAACGGGCAAGUCUCUUUCAGGGUGUACGCUCGGUCACGGCGCCAAUCAAGACGCAGAGGACGGGAUCUGUGUCUGCAAUGCAGAGCAUCAUUGAGUCGCCAACAGGUCAGGCGAGUUGGGACGCAGAGAAGCCAGUGCUUGAGCGUCAGGUGUCGGAUGCCGGCAGCCUGGCCUCCAGCACUGACUCAUUCUACUCUCUCUCGACGGUUACUCCACGAAGCCCCUCACCCAAGUUUGUGGACGCUGAGACGGUGGACAUGAAUCCGUGGGCAGCUACCUUUUCAGCACAGCAACAAGACGAGCCCAGGGGACGCUCGACACACCGAAGACAUAUAUCAGAGGCGACGGUGCGUGCCUUGUCUCUAGAACGGACCGAUGCAUCUGCGCCCGUGACUCCCACGGUCCCAUUGUAUGCUACGACGAUUGUGUCGACCAAUAUGCGCCCGUCGUCAGCGCCGUCUACCCCGCCGCUGGUCAGUGACUCGGACAGCGACAGUCUUGGCCGCGCCAGCCUGGAUAUUGCCACACCACCAGAGGCCAUCAGAAUGAAGCGACUGACGGGGGCGUCGCAGCGACGGGCGUUUUCCCCGAUGCCCCCGACGCAAAACCUGUUCUACCCACCCAAGCACAGCCCUGGCAAGGAGUUUACCAAUGCCCUAGUGCGCAAGACGUAUGAGAUUGUGCUGGGCCCGCCAGCACAUCUGGUGUCGAUGAUGUUGCGGAUUGCCACGACCAUCUCCAACGGCAUUGGGCUGAGUGCAUAUCGUGCCCGCCGCGCCGAGAAGAUCCCGUGUUCGUGGGAGUCAGAUGAUGAGGCGGACUGGGAUGAAGACGAUUUCGGCAUCCCGCUCAACAACAUCAGAGACGCAAAUCUACGGCGGCGGACGUUUUCUGGUGACGUGGAUUGA